CACCCCCUGUACGUUAUUAGGAACGAAUCAACUAACAUUCAUUCAGGCCCAUGGAUAUUUAGAAUUUUCAUAGGCGUUGAUGAUAGAAUAAUGUUUUCCCUCAUCCUUCUGCCACGUCUCCUCGAUUCUAUCCUUUUUCGCUUGCCUCUUUCUGGGCUCAGGUGAUCUCAUAUCCAUCCUGACGACUGCACCCAAUGGAAGUGAUGGUGCAGUCAAUGGGCAUUCUUACCAUUCCCUCCCUCUCAUCGAAUUCAUCAUCUUUGUGUACGGGGAGAUUCCAAUUCUCAAACUCAACUGCAAAUCUCAAAUUUGCUCCUAUACCCACUGCACUCAAAUGCAGAAAUGAAGGGAGAAGAACAAAAUUUCGCUACCCAAAAGCAGCAGCGGAUGUAGGGGAGACUAAAGAUGAAGGCGAGACUAAAGAAGUUAAACCGAAAAUUGACGAUUUUGAGGCGAGGAUAGCGAAAUAUCAGAGAAAAAGGCCCGGAACUGGUAAGAAGGCAGAAAUGAGAAAGCUAAGAAAAGCGGGGAUGGACCCAUCAAAAGUCAAGUCCAGAAAAGAAACUAUUUUGCUGCCUCCAGUCCCUCUGAAGGAUCCCAUGUCUGGUGGCCUCAAGGUAGAGCUCGGCUUCAAUUCUUACAGCGAGAGGCUCAAUGCCAGAUUUGCAGCAUUGGGUCUAGCAGCCUUGCUCUUGGUUGAAUUGGCUUCAGGGCAGAGCCUAAUCAAAUAUCAUGCCCCUGGUACUCUUAUUUUACAAACAUACUUUAUCUUAGCAGUCUCUGCACUUGUUGUGAAAUAUGAGAAAGAAAAUAUUAGUAUUUGGCCCAAAAGCAAGCCUUAAUUGUAUUUUUUAAGGUUCAACUACUCAGGGAGUUGAGUUCUCGCUUGUGCGGACUGUUCUCAUUCUUUUGAAUCCUUUUACCAUGAUAUUUUCUUUCCGAUUCUCUUAGGGCGCUUCCCUGGCCUGUUGUUACUGACCUUGUACUUCAUUUCCAUUGACCAACUUUGGUCACUCGGAAAAAUGUUCAAUUUUUAGCCAAAAUAUUGAUAUAAAUUGAGUACUUCAAAUUCA
Molecule: messenger RNA, 1073 nt
Organism: Cryptomeria japonica (Japanese cedar)
Lineage: Eukaryota; Viridiplantae; Streptophyta; Pinopsida; Cupressales; Cupressaceae
Exons: 1
Coding region: 195-842 (215 amino acids)
Source: RefSeq, a predicted model, not a curated record